Messenger RNA from Lolium perenne, 1005 nucleotides. NCBI's taxonomy places the organism in Eukaryota, Viridiplantae, Streptophyta, Magnoliopsida, Poales, Poaceae. The record is from RefSeq and is a predicted model, not a curated record.
AUGGGGCCUAACCUGUUCUUGGCGGAAUUCGAUUCCGAGGCAGACAAAUCUCGUGUUGCCAAAGGAGGGCCGUGGACUCUGAGCAGGCAUGCAAUCUUACUUAAGGAUUUUGAUCCCACGGUGGAUCCAGAGGAUGUUGUUUUCAACGAGCUCCCUGUCUGGGCUCGUAUCAUGAAGCUGGGCUAUACGCUGAUGAAUUCUGAGCGUGUUGCUCCCAUUGCGGCGCGGCUUGGUAAGGUGGAGCGUAUGGAUGUAGAUGAGAAUGGUAAGGUUUGGGGCUCUUUUCUUCGAGUUAGAGUCUCCAUUGAUGCCUCUGAACCUAUCAUGCGGUGUGUGUCUGUGUUCUCAAAGAAGAAGAAUAUGCUGCUGAAUUAUGAUGUCAUGUAUGAGAAACUACCCAUGUUCUGUUUCUCCUGUGGGCGCUUGGGACACUCUUCAUUGCUGUGUCCGAACCCAGCGGAGAGGGAUGGUGAUGGGAAGCUGCCUUAUAGUGGCGACAAGUUGUGUGUUCGUGAGCUGAGGAAGCAGGAGGGUUCAGCCUCCAAUGACCAUUCCCAGUCGAGUAAAUAUUCAAGGAAUGGUACAGGGAUGGGGUCUGGUUCCCAGGCCCCGAUGCCACCCAAUGGGCAGAACAAUCCAGUGGAUGGAACGAAGGAGGUCUCUUCACCUCUCAAGAAAUCUCCUCGCCAGCGCAAACCAGCUGCUCCAAGGAAGUCGGCUGCCGCGGCAGCUGGGAAUCUGGAGUUAUCUCCCACUAAGGGAUGUGUGUCUGGCCAGAAAAGGAAGCAGACCAAGCGGGUGUAUCAACGAAAAAUCAUACCAAAUGGUCCGAUGGAGCCUGUGGAGGGUGCUUUGGUUGUGGCGGGUGACUUGGUGGUCACUGACCCGGAGAUGACCAGAGAAGGUGAGGAUAACUCAGAUGAUUCCAACAAGAACCAGAGGAAGGACUUCCCUAGAUCGGCGGAUCCGGCGGUGGCUGUUGAUCAGCCCCGCCAAACGCAAUGA